CCUGCAGCUGGUAUGGUGGGGAGGACAUAGGUGGGGGAAUCUUAGGUAGUUGUCCUGUCCACAAGCACAUCUCUUGCUUAUUGUAAAGAUCAUGUUUAAACUCUUAAUCUUGCUGGUUGUGACACAACUUGGUUUUGGACAACAAAUAGCCAAACAAAAAUGUGAAGAAUACAAAGCCCUGGCCAGAGCUCACCAAGAUUCUUUGCAAUGCAAGGUCUUCAGUGAUGACAAGACUGGAGUCAUGAUACAGGCUCAUGAAUUUCCUGCAACGGGGAUGUUGGGGUUUGUGGCCCCCUCUGGUGAGGUGGUGUAUCUGUGCGAUGCCACACUCAUCAGUGACGACACUCUGCUUGCAGCUGGCCACUGUCUGAAGCAGAAGAACUUUGGCAGACCAAAAUGGGCUCGUUUGGGAGCGACACAUGAAACUCUUGGCGUUGAGGUACAAGUGAAAUCAGCUGAAUGCCAUGCCCAAUAUUACCCAGGCCAUGAUAUAGCUAUUAUAAAGCUCCAAGAAAAGCUCAAUUCGUCCUUUAUCCCAGCUUGCUUGGACACAGAAGGGGUUCUGGAAGGAACACGCGGAGUUGGUGUGGGACGACCCAUUGGUAGCGCUUAUAUUUCCUUACGAGAGAAAUGUCCGAUCAAGUCUCAUCUGGAAGUAAAACCAGGCAACGAGUGUGUGGAAACAUUUCCCCACCAGAACAUCAGCACAGAGGCCACCCUCUGCACUAAAGAUCCUGCUAGUGGCCCAGGAGAUUGCCUGAGUGGACCUCUGUACGUUUCAAGAGGACCUUGUGUGCACACUAUCGCUGGCUUGGCAUCGUUUGGCAGACCUUGUUACAAUGAGACAUCCACUGGUCGUACCCCAUCAGUCUACACCCGGGUGUCUCACUACAUACCCUGGAUAGAAUCUCUGACUUGGCCCACAACCCCUCCUACUGAUUGAGCACAAUGUUAAAAUGUUGCUUAAACAUCUGUUAUCAUUAUAUUAUAAACUGCAAUUAAUAUUGUGGUUAUCACUAAUCAUACAAUACAAUAAUAUAAAAAUAAAUUAGGAACCAA
Molecule: messenger RNA, 1059 nt
Organism: Homalodisca vitripennis (glassy-winged sharpshooter)
Lineage: Eukaryota; Metazoa; Arthropoda; Insecta; Hemiptera; Cicadellidae
Product: serine protease persephone-like
Exons: 6
Coding region: 92-943 (283 amino acids)
Biological process (GO): proteolysis
Molecular function (GO): serine-type endopeptidase activity
Source: RefSeq, a predicted model, not a curated record